Messenger RNA from Mauremys mutica (yellowpond turtle), 3234 nucleotides. It is a transcript of the gene NCEH1, whose product is annotated as neutral cholesterol ester hydrolase 1. Lineage: Eukaryota; Metazoa; Chordata; Testudines; Geoemydidae. The record is from RefSeq and is a predicted model, not a curated record. Gene Ontology annotation, cellular component: membrane. Gene Ontology annotation, molecular function: carboxylic ester hydrolase activity.
AUGAAACCCCUGAAUGGGAGCUACAACCUUGCAGAAAACUUGGAGGAGGCAGAAAAAAAAACUUGCUUCAUUGUCUGUGCUUGUACACAGCAAAGGCGGCACCGGUCCAGCAUGAAAUCAGCCUUUGUUUUGCUGACUGCGUUGGUAGCCUUGACAGCCUAUUAUGUGUACCUGCCCUUACCCAGCACAGUGUCGGAUCCCUGGAAGCUCAUGCUGCUGGAUGCCACUUUCAGGGCAACCCAGCAAAUGUGCAACCUGGUUCACUGUCUAAGACUCAGCCAUCACUUGAGAGUUCUGAAUUAUGUGAUUGGUACUUUUGACAAGCUGGAGACGUCAUCCUCUGAACACAUUAAGAUAACAGACGCCCUUUUUGAUGGAGUGGAAGUCAGAGUGUUUGAACCUUCUCCAAAGCAAGACGAAACACUAAAGCGCAGUGUCGUUUACAUGCAUGGAGGAGGAUGGGCUUUGGCAAGUGCAAGAACAAGCUUCUAUAACAAUCUCUGCAGGAUCAUGGCAGAAUCUCUGAAUGCUGUAAUUGUCUCAAUUGAGUACAGGCUGGUACCAGAGGUUCAUUUCCCUGAGCAAUUCUACGAUACUUUACGUGCAACUAAGUAUUUUCUGCAGUCUGACAUCCUAGCUAAAUACUCAGUUGACCCAGGUCGAAUUGCAAUUUCUGGUGAUAGCGCAGGAGGAAAUUUGGCUGCAGCUGUGUGCCAGCAGCUUAGUCUAGAUGACAGUGUGACCAACAAACUGAAGCUGCAGGCUUUAAUCUAUCCAGUCCUUCAGGCAUUGGACUUUAACACUCCUUCAUACCAGCAGAACACUGACAUGCCUGUUCUUCCUCGCUUCGUCAUGGUGAAGUUUUGGAUAGACUAUUUCAAUGGUAACUACGACUUUGCCCCCUCAAUGCUGAUCAACAACCACACUUCCCUGGACGUAAGCCAGGCUGUUUAUUUCAGGGGACGUCUGAACUGGACUUCUCUCCUGCCUUCAAUGUUCAAAAAGAAUUACAAACCUGUGAUACAACCCACAGGGAAGGCCGAAAUCAUCCAGGAAAUACCUGCACUACUUGACAUACGCGCAGCUCCAUUGCUAGCAGAAAAAGAAAUUUUCCAGCUUCAGCCAAAGACCUACAUCCUGACUUGCGAGAAUGAUGUCCUGAGAGAUGAUGGAAUAAUGUAUGCCAAACGGUUGGAGAGCGCAGGUGUGGAGGUCACACUUGAUCACUUUGAUGACUGCUUUCAUGGCUGCAUGAUCUUUACUAUUUGGCCUACCAAUUUCUCUUCAGGACAUCGGACCAGGGACAGCUACAUAAAGUGGCUUGCUGAAAACCUGUGAAGAAAGUGAGUCCUCUCUAGAAGGCACAGAACAGUCAAUCUAAAGCUCACUGCUUCAAAAACAAAAAAGUUGUGCACUUUUAGGCUAUCUAAUUUCAUUUGUUCAAGAUUAUGUCAUAGCGCUUCUGUUGCAAGAAGUAGCGUCUCACUAACUACUUGGUUAAUAGCUGAUUAGCCUUGUCCAGCAUAGCAAUUUGCUAAAUACUUAUUAAACACUGUUGUAUGCAGUGUAGUUGUAGCCAUGUCAGUCCCAGGAUAUUAGAGACACAAGGUGGGUGAGGUAGUGUCUUUCACUGGACCAACUUCUGUGGAAGAGAUUGGUUUUCAUAAAUAGUUAGCACAUAUGCUAAGGGACCAUUUGAGGCAGAGUGGCCCAUUAACACCUCUGCAAAAAGGGGGGGGUUAGUGAGUUACAGACUGUUGUAAUAAGCCAUAAAUCCAGUGUCUCUGUUUAGUCCAUGAUUUUUAAGUGUCUAGCUGAGUAAUGAAUUUAAAUUUCUGAUGCUCAGAGUACCUUUCCCAGACCUGAAGAGCAGCUCUGUGUGAUUCAAAAACUUGAUUCUCUCACCAGCAGAAGUUGGUCCAAUAAAAGAUAUUAACUCAUCUACCUUGUCACACCAUUAAAAACUAAUCAUUUGUAGAUUCAGAUGCGACAUCAAUUGCAACCAUGAUGAAUGAACACUGAGCAGUUCUCCACAAGAAAAUCAGUGUUCCUCAAACUUAUUGGUCAAAUUUUUCAAGUUUGGGUACAUAACAUUAGGUACCAAGGCCACAAUUUUCAGUUAACAGUUUUUUGGUUUUAGGUACUUAAAUAAGGGGAGCCUGAUUUUCAGAGGUGCUGAGUAUUUAAAAAUCCCACUGAAGUCAAGGGAAGCUGUGGUGCUCACCAACUUUGAAAAUCAGGCCACUUAUUUAGGUGCCUAAAUAUAGAUUUAGGUGCUGGCCUUUAGGCACACAGAUUUAUAGGUUUUUUUUUUUUUUAAAAAAACAGUUCCAACUUCAAGGCAUUUUAAGCAUGCUAAGCAAGCCUUUUACCCCAAAAAUGUAACAACUUUGGAAUCUGGGCCUUUUUAAAACAAGCACAGUGCUGGAAAAAAAUGUAAAAAAGAAGGAAGCAUGUGUAGGUCCUUUCUGUUGAUUUUAAUGGACAUUGAUCCUACACACAGACAAAGCAGUGUGCAAGCUUAUAUGUAGGACCAAUGGAAACGCCACCAAAUGCAGAUUCUAUAUGUGAAUUUACAUCUUUAAAGUUGAUUACAUUUUUGGCCAAAGGUUGUGACUAAGCCUGCCUUUAAAAUUUCAGCUUUAUGACCACGUUAGAGAAAAUAUGAAAGUACUAACAAAUAAAAAAGCCCUCUGUGUGGUUUGCACUGAUGUUUGUAUUUAACUUUAACAAUUGUUCUUCACUGAGUCUCUUCUGGGCUUGCAUUACUUCCGUUCAUUGUCUUCCUUGCUUUUUGGAGGAAGUUUCCCCUGUGUAGCAAGCAAAAUCACUAGAGAGGAGCUUGACCCUAAAGUCCAGAUUCAGAUGGAACUAUGCAGCUGGAUCUUCUCUUUCUCAUGUAUUGAACCAAAAUCCCAGACAUGAAUAGCCUGUGCUACUGGGGAAGCAAGCUCUGCAACUUGAGCUCCUCUCUAAAAUAGCCAGACAACCACAACUGAAGUUUUAAGACAAGGACAUGGAAACUACGUACAACAGUGUGUAUUUUGCAAAAUGUUUGUUGUUUUUGUUGUUAUUGAAUGUAAGCUGUGACAAACUGACAAAAGCCAGGAACUUCUAAGCUAAGAAAGCGUGAUGGUCUUGCAACCUACGUCUAGUGCUUUAACUUGGGAUAGUGUCAAGUAUCAGAGGGGUAGCCGUGUUAGUCUGGUUCUGUAGAAGCAGCAAAGAAUCCUG